Plenodomus lingam JN3 is the source of this 636-nucleotide messenger RNA. RefSeq lists its product as uncharacterized. The record is from RefSeq and is a predicted model, not a curated record. Gene Ontology annotation, biological process: glyoxal metabolic process; response to oxidative stress. Gene Ontology annotation, cellular component: mitochondrion; cytoplasm; nucleus. NCBI's taxonomy places the organism in Eukaryota, Fungi, Ascomycota, Dothideomycetes, Pleosporales, Leptosphaeriaceae.
AUGUCACAUAUCAGGUUGAAGACAAGCAUAGUAUCUUCGACCAUGCCCAAAGCUCUCAUCUUCGUCGCCGAUGGCUCCGAGGAGAUUGAAUUCGUCACGCCUUAUGAUGUCUUGACGCGUGCUGGUUUCGAGGUCACCUCGGUAGGCGUGAAUCUCAACAAUGAGGUCUUUGCCCACAUGACGCGCAAUGUUCGCAUCGUGCCCGACCAUGCGAAUAUGGAGUCUCUGGGCUGCAUUCAAGCCCACGAGGAGUUUGACAUUGUCAUUCUGCCGGGAGGGGCACCAGGAGCCAAGACCUUCUGCGGCAGUCAUCCGGUGCUCGACAUGGUCAGCCAGUUUCGCAAGGCGGGCAAGUGGGUUGCUGCGAUAUGUGCGGCUACGACGGCGCUGGUGGCUGCGGAGGAGAAGCAUGGGGAUGGCAAGGUCAAGGUGACGAGUCAUCCGAGUGUGGCGCAGGAGAUCAAGGAUGCAGAGUGGACGUAUAGCGAGGAGAGGUGUGUGGUUGAUGGGAAGGUGAUUACAAGUCGAGGACCGGGCACAGCCUUAUUGUUCGCACUGACGAUUGUUGAGUGCCUCGUAGGGAAGGAGAAGGCGGCGGAAGUGGCUGCACCUAUGAUGGUAGCUGAGACGCUGUGA